CACCAGCUGUUGGAUGACUGCCACGCACUUAUCUCAUCGGGGGAAGGCGUGUCAGUCCCCGGAUCGCUCAGUGCCCCUUUGUCCUCCUCGCUCGGCGCCCAGCCCGCGACACUCAUGGCGGCUGCACCCGUCAGGCAGCGCCUCGGCUCAGGGGGGGCCCGGACGCAGCUCCCGCCCUGUUACUAUGAAGGCUACCUGGAGAAGCGCGGACCGAAAGAGAAGGCGUCCAGGCGGCUGUGGACCAGUUUGUGUGGUAACUCUUUAUACUUCUUCAAUAAUUCCAAGGACACAAAUUAUGUGGAGAAGCUGGACCUCGGAGGGUUUGUGUCCCUGAGGGACGACAGCAGUCGUGACAAAAACCUGGAGGCAGCACGGCUCGUCCUCCGCAUGAAGGAUGGAGAAAUCAAACUCACAGCACCAAACCUGGAGAGCCGGGAGCUCUGGAAAGGUUUCCUCUACUCUGUUAUAGAUCUGAACGUGCCGUCCAGCCUCACGUUGCUACCCGGGCAGCUGCAGAUGUUGAAGGAGGUGGUGGACAAGGAAAGGUCCAGGCGCAGAAGUCGCAAUCCAGGACGAGCGCCUCCAUCGCCUCUUUCCGUUCCUUUAGUGGGAGAGAUCCCUGCGUGUUUUCGUCCAGUGUCCCGCACCGAGGCCGAGGUCCUUUUAGAGAGACAUCCAGACUGUGGCAACAUGUUGCUUCGUCCAGGCAGAGAUGGAUGCUCGCUGGCUGUCACUACCCGACAAGACCUCAACGGGUCCGUGUUCAGGCAUUACAGGGUCACUCAGAGGGACCAGGGGGGUUACGUCAUUGAUGUGGAGAAUCCUAUUCCCUGUGCUACGCUGCAUGACGUCAUCGACGCCCUGGUGGAGAGGACAGCAGGCACGCUGCAGCCGUUCCUGCUGGAAGAACCGUACGAGGAAAACAUCACGUACGUUUCUGCUAAUGAUGAAAAUGGAGAACGUAUCCUCCACACGGCCCCCUCCAGCCCGCUCCCGAAGGCCCCCGCUCUGCCUCCAAAACAAGACCGUUGGUGCAGCAGUCCUCUGUCCAGGUCUCCUGCCUUGGACCGUCGUGUCCUGACCUCCUCGCCGGUGCCAGCUUCGCCCACUAACCCGAUGAGACGACUUGUCCUCUCUCCCUCUCCUCUCACACAAACGCUCAAUGAGGAGCUGAAAAAGACGCUGGAGAAAAGAAGGGUCAGCCAGGAGUGACGUUUCCUCAAAGCUUCAGAUCUUUCUCAUCCUGUGCCUUCUCGGUGGAGCAAGAGCUACUGCAGAACCACCACACUGUCUUAGGGAAGCUGAAGAUGUUCCUCCUGUGUGUCUCGGCGUGUAAUUGUUCAACAUGACUGGUGCUUGCCUUUUUGACCCAUUAGUGCUGCUUCAUCUUGCACAACCAGUGGCCUCUGAAUAAUUGCAGGGCAGCAAGAAAAUCCAGUCAACAGAAGUCAAUGUGACCAGCACCAACAUCAAUCUGAGCCUGUUGGUUUCCAGUCUGAGCCCAUCUUUGGGUUGGUGACCUGCUGAAGUUACAGUGACGAUUGCCAAGAUCUACAUCAGAGCGCCUCGCUCUCAUCGAUGAUGCUAGCUCUAGUUUUUUUGACAUUCCCACAAAUUUGAACAAAACUGAGGGAGAGAAAUCGGGUUGAACGCCUGCACAAAGUCUGCCUCCUGCCCCAGAGCGCUUUGUGAUCGAUGAACAACUGUGAAAACAUUGUAGAUUCAGUGACUGUGCCGUAGAUCGUCUGCCAUUCUACUUUAACUGUUUUACGUGCUCUCUGCUGCUGUACAUGUGCUGUUUCAUGGUGCUAUAACUUCCUCCAACUCAGACCUGCCUGGAAAAUCCAACCGGUUUCUCUGUCUGAGAAAACCUCUACUGCAUCCAUCUGUGAAGACACCCUUUGGUUAAAACGAAGGAACAGAAAUGUCAUCAGCACACUGAAAAAGCACAAGUGCCUGAUGAGUUUGUUUCUACUGAGAUGUGAAACCUGACGUUAGACAGUAUUAUGUCACAUCUGGACCGUACCUGAAAACAGAUGUAAAGGUGCUUCAAUAAUAAGAGUUUUUACUCUCGUUUUUCUGGAUUCUUCCUACUGAUUGGUAUCAAGCUGUGAACCAAUAACUUUAAAGUGUCUUUUUCCAAUGAAUGUUUGUACAGAAAGUGUGUCGUUGUCUUGGUCACCUUCAGAGAAUAGUGUUUGAUAAAUAUUGAAGGUAUUAAAUUGUUUUGCAUGAA
Molecule: messenger RNA, 2236 nt
Organism: Nothobranchius furzeri (turquoise killifish)
Lineage: Eukaryota; Metazoa; Chordata; Actinopteri; Cyprinodontiformes; Nothobranchiidae
Gene: stap2a
Product: signal transducing adaptor family member 2a
Molecular function (GO): signaling adaptor activity
Source: RefSeq, a predicted model, not a curated record